Molecule: messenger RNA, 1801 nt
Organism: Myzus persicae (green peach aphid)
Lineage: Eukaryota; Metazoa; Arthropoda; Insecta; Hemiptera; Aphididae
Product: sodium channel protein Nach-like
Exons: 9
Coding region: 113-1567 (484 amino acids)
Biological process (GO): sodium ion transmembrane transport
Cellular component (GO): membrane
Molecular function (GO): ligand-gated sodium channel activity
Source: RefSeq, a predicted model, not a curated record
ACCCCAGUAACAUUUAACACUUGUCUAGUGUCUAAUGUUUAUAAUCCAUUUUUAAAUUCAGCUAAAAUAAUGUAUAAUAUUAUAUAACAACGUUACAAUAUUGUAAUGUAUCAUGACUCUAAAAUCUAUUUGGGUUGACUACUGUGAAAACGGUUCAAUACAUGGGUUGAGGCAUGUUAUCCAGAAAGACGAGAAACCACUUAAUAGAUUUAUGUGGAUACUGUUGUUGAUUGUCGCCAGCAUAGCUAUAGUGGUUUUGGUUUCGGCGUCUUGGGAGAAAUAUUCUUACUCUUCAAUGGAAAUUGCUGUUGAUGACCCUCGUUAUCCACUCACCAAGAUUGAUUUUCCUGCAGUUACUAUUUGUCCCAUCAGCAAAAUCAUAUAUUCAAAGGCUCUCAAAUUAGUGCUCAAUAAACACCCCAGCGAUUCUGACUUGAGAACUAGGUGGACAAAUUCGUUGAUGAUACUUGCAAGGAUACAAUUCCCGCAUAACACAAAUCUAUACUAUAUGCUCCAAAAUGCAUCUCUGGUCAAUAUACCCCUGGAUGAUAUAUCUGAUAUCAUGUUAAAAUUGGCACCAUCCAUAGAUGACAUAUUCAUAAAAUGCUUUUGGAGAGGCGUAACGUACAAAUGCAAAGAUAUCCUGCGGUUUCAACGUACCGAAGAAGGGUUUUGUUAUUCAUUCAACAGCCAAACUGCUGAGAGGAGUACAAGUAACGAAAGUAAUUUUAAUCCACCGUUUGUUGGGUCGGAUGGAGUACUCAUUCCACUUCGAAACAACGCCGCAGGCAAAGAGACCGGACUAAAAUUAAUCAUGAGCAACAUGAGCCACGAAUUUUUUCCCACUGACAAUCGCAGGAGAGGCUUUUACGUGAUGGUACACCCUCCAGAUGGCUUUCCAGACGUGGCGACCGCCUACAAGAUUCACGCCGUACGCGAUCGCAUCACUCUGAUAUCGGUGAGCGCGGCCCAAGUAGAAGCAGACGAAUCGCUCGACCGUCUUGACAGUUGGAACAGCCAGUGUUACUUGUACAAAGCAAAGGCGAAGAAUCUCAGCUCAUUGCUUCACAAGAGCAGCAAUGAGGACACGUGUUUCAUCAAGUGUAGGAUGAGGGCCAUCUACAAGGCGUGCAACUGCACACAGUACUUUUUCAAAUUGUUCAAAGUACUUCAACGCAACCCCAAAACCACGGAAGAUGAACCAGGGUUUCCCGAAUGGAGCGUACCAUUUUCCAUGAAUUGCAGUUGUAGACCGCCUUGUUCGUUUAUUACGUAUACAACCGAGCUCCGGUAUGAAAUUAGACAAUUAAUUAAUGAAGAACCGUCGUCCUCGAGAUACAACGUAUUCCUAGAAGUAAAUUACAGAGAACUGUAUGCUACAAGCUAUCGUCGGUCCAUGAGAUAUACCACUCAAGAUUUGUUGGUGUCGUUUGGUGGAGUAGCCAGUCUGUUUCUGGGUUGCAGCCUAGUCAGUAUAGUGGAAAUCCUUUACGUCAUCUACAAGUCAGCCUUGGUGUUUGCGAAAAAACUCUACAACAACUACCAGUUAAACAAUGACCCAGCUUGACGAGAUGCAACUGUUCCAUACAAGCGAUCUUAAUUAUUAAGACUUGAAAUUAUACGCACUAAAAAAUAACCAUCUAUAUGCACCAAAGAUUUGCAAAUAUGCUCGUAAAAGAUAUGUUUUAAGAAACAAUCAUGAUUUUGGUUUUAAAUUAAUAUAAAUUGGAACUUACACAGUGUGAAUCGUUUAAUUGUACAAUAUAUAGACUAUAGAGACAUAAAGCGCAUUUUAUUUAUA